This is a messenger RNA of Photinus pyralis (common eastern firefly), 1784 nucleotides long. RefSeq names its product dachshund homolog 2-like. The coding region runs from base 1 to 1143 and encodes 380 amino acids. Lineage: Eukaryota; Metazoa; Arthropoda; Insecta; Coleoptera; Lampyridae. The transcript has 7 exons. The record is from RefSeq and is a predicted model, not a curated record.
AUGAUAUUAAAACAAGAUUCGAAGGACCCGAAUCUGGGUGGCAAGUUAAUUAAUGUCGUACAAGUGAAAGGUUCACCAAAUACGAGUCCAGUAUUAAAUUUAUCGAAAAACGCGAGCGGCGGCAGCGCAGGAUCGCCGGUCGACGGCGACCAUUCCGGUAGCGAACCGGACGUACCGCCCUCGCCGCACUCGCCGACGCAUUCCGUUCCGGACGACGACGACGACGAUAACAUCUCCGAUCCGGACGAUGACGAUGAGAAGGAUCAAGACCUGGACGACGGCGAUCUUCCCUUACCGACGGCGCCUGGUAGCGACUCGCAGCACACGGCUUUAAAUUAUUCGACGUUGGCGAGCGCAGUGGCGUCCGUCAACGGACCCGGCCAGGACGCCGCAAUUUCCUCGACCGAAACGCUGUUAAGAAACAUACAGGGUCUCCUGAAGGUGGCGGCGGAAAAUGCCCGACAGCAGGAACGACAAAUCAACUACGAGAAAGCCGAACUAAAGAUGGACGUACUCAGGGAAAGAGAAGUGAAAGACAGUUUAGAAAGACAAUUAGCCGACGAACAAAAAAUUAGAGUGCUCAUGCAGAAACGUCUCCGAAGAGAACGGCGAGACCGAAGACGACUACAAGAUCAGAUAGACGUGGAGAUUAAGCGGAGAGCGCAGCUUGAGGAUGCACUAAAGGCGGCGGGAGCCGGCGAUCAAAUUCGUAUUAUAAAUGAGAAAUUGGCGCAACAAAACGAGCAGCAACGUACGAGCGGCGGCGUCGGCAACAGGACGACGGCGUCGUCGACGAAUCACGCCGUGACGAACGAACGAGGAGGCGACAGGACGGAACAGCAGCAGCAUGCGAGCGCAGCGGAAAAGGAGAGAGUGGAGAGUCCUGCGAGCGCCUAUAAUCAGAACGUUAGGGAACCGCCGCCGCCGCCACCUCCAGAUGUAAAACCUUGGGGUUAUGCCGGGAUUGAUCUCAUGAAUACUGGGGCCGCUUUUUGGCAAAAUUAUUCAGAAUCCUUAGCGCAAGAACUGGAAAUGGAGAGAAAAUCGAGGCACCAGCAGGUGGAACGGGACGUCAAAUCUCCACUGCAGGAACGUUCAAAUUAUUACAAAAAUUCGGUUCUAUUCACAAGUACCGCCACAUAAAUCUUCCUUAAGAGAGAAAACUCCGAAUGUACAUACCCUUAUUAGUAUCAAAAAUUCGAGCGUUUGUACUUUAUUAUAUAAAUGUUUAGCGCUAGAAUAUCGUAUUUAUAUCAUGUAUACGCCUGUACAUAAGAUUUUUUGUUUCUUUGUAUUUAUUUUAAGACUGAUUUUUCGAUGUUUUGUAAACACAUGUAGAACGUGAAGGCUUGUAUAUAACGCAUGUGUCGUAAAUAUGUAGAUACAAGUAACUUUUUCGUCUGUGCGAACUUGGAUUAAUGAUAAAAAGUGGGAAUGAGUUAAUGUUGCACAAAAAACUAAUUUUUAUAAUCCAAUACUGUUAGAAGGAUCUCUUAGAUUAGGGUGAGGUACCUACGCAUACCUGUAGACUAGCGACGUUUAGCACAUUUUUCAAUAGUGUUAUUGUAUACUAAUUCAGAUUUUUGCUAGUAUACGCUCUCGGACAAUCAAUGUCACAACUACCUUUACGUUACGAGUGAAUUUCAGUUUUCACAAACACAUUUCGAUAUAGUGCGAUCGAAAAUUUAUUCAUAGAGUCCAAUUUGUAGAUUGUAUGAAUCCUAAUCGCUGAUGAACGCCUGUAUUUAUUGUAAAUAUUUAUGUUUGUGUGUGUGUGCCUUGUA